Molecule: messenger RNA, 555 nt
Organism: Adineta steineri
Lineage: Eukaryota; Metazoa; Rotifera; Eurotatoria; Adinetida; Adinetidae
Source: the annotation of a GenBank genome assembly
AUGAAAAUAUCAAUUCCACGAUAUGAUCUCGCAGCAUUAUGGGAUAAACAUUGCGAACAUGAAUUUAAUAGACGUGAUGUUGCUGCUACAAUGUUAACGAUGGUAUCAGAUCCUUAUGUUAAUCAUAUUCCAACAAUGAUAGGUGGUGUUGGUGCGAAAGAUUUAUCACGUUUUUAUGAGCAUCAUUUUCUUAAUAAUAAUCCAGAUGAUACAAAAAUAAUUCCAAUCUCACGUGUAGUUGGAACUGAUCGUGUUGUAGAUGAAAUGUUAUUCUGUUUUACUCAUGAUCGUGAAAUUGAUUGGAUGUUACCUAAUAUUUCACCUACUGGUAAAUAUGUUAAAAUACCAUUGGUUGCUAUUGUUACUUUUCGUGAUGGAAAAAUUUGUAAUGAACAUAUCUAUUGGGAUCAAGCUUCAGUAUUGGUACAAAUAGGUCUUUUGGAUAAUACAAAUUUACCAGUAGCUGGUGUUGAAACAGCUAACAAAUUGAUCGAUAAGAAUCUUCCUUCAAAUACUCUCAUGAAACGUUGGAUAGAAAGUGACAACAAAAAAUAA